AUGGGGUUUUACAACUCCAUUUCUGCAGUGUUUUUGUCAUCCUUUUUUUUGCAUGCUUUCAUUCUUCACUCUUGCCUUCCUUGUUUCGCCCUUCCGGGAAAUGAGACAGAUAGACUCGCUUUGCUUGAAAUCAAAGCUAGCAUAACUCAUGACCCUUUUGAAGUCCUGACUUCAUGGAAUGAAACCAUCCACUUUUGCUCUUGGCAUGGCGUUACAUGUGGUCGUCGUCCUAAGAGGGUCACAAGGUUGAGCCUGCGGUCCUUCAAACUUGCAGGAUCUAUAUCGCCGCAUAUUGGGAACUUGAGUUUUUUGAGAGUCAUUGAUCUCCGGAACAACAGCUUAGGCCAUGAAAUUCCUCCAGAAUUCAGCCGCCUGCACAGAUUGCAACACCUACGGUUAAACAACAAUUCACUGAGUGGAGAAAUUCCCACUAACUUGUCGCGUUGCUCUCAGCUCCUCGGGCUCGAUGUUUGUUUCAAUGUACUGAUGGGAAAGAUUCCAAAGGAGCUUGGCCUCUUGUCAAAGUUAAGGUUUUUUUCCAUCCACGAUAACCACUUUACAGGGGGAGUCCCUACUUCUUUUAGCAAUUUAUCAUCUCUUGAAGGGUUCUCCGCAAUUUCUAAUAAUUUGAGUGGCACUGUCCCGGAUAUUUUUGGCCGAAUGACCAAUCUUAGCUUUCUUGCUUUGGACCUAAAUAGCUUUUCGGGUAUGCUUCCUCCCUCAAUCUUUAAUCUCUCUUCUAUCAUAAACCUUAUUAUGGGAGGUAAUGAAAUCCAAGGGAGUCUACCCUCAAACUUAGGUAUGGUCUUUCCGAGUCUCCAAACAUUUUCUAUUUCCAAUAACCAAUUCAGUGGAUCUAUUCCUGUUUCAUUAUCAAAUGCCUCAAAUCUAUUUAGAUUGGGGAUCGGAGGUAACCACCUGCAUGGAAAAGUCCCUCCAUUGACGAAUUUGCAUAAGCUUGAGUGGUUAAUCCUUGCUGACAACCAUCUCGGAAGUGGGGGAAUUGAUGACUUGACCUUUCUCUGCGAUUUGACCAACGCCACCCAUUUAGAAAUUCUCCAAAUGUUUACCAACAAUUUUUGGGGCACGUUACCUCAGUGCAUAGGAAACCUGUCUUCUUCUCUUCAAAGCUUCAUUAUAGCUCAAAAUAAAAUAUUAGGAAGUAUCCCGAAUGAGAUUGUAAAUCUGGCUAACUUAGAGCUUUUGGGGAUGGACGAGAACCAAAUUUCAGGUCACAUUCCCCCUGGUCUGGGAAAGCUGCACAAGUUAUAUCAAUUAACUUUUGAUGGGAACUCUCUCUCUGGCAAUCUUCCAUCCUCUUUCAGAAAUUUAAGUCAAUUAAAUGUGUUAAGCUUAGCAGGCAACAAACUUCAAGGCAAUAUCCCGCCGAGUUUAGCAGAGUGUCAGAAUUUGAGGAUCUUACAUCUUGGUGCCAACAAUUUCAGCGGUAUCAUAUCGCAAGAAAUCUUUGGUCUACUGAACUUGUAUAAUUUGAGUUUAGGACAAAAUCAGUUUCUAGGCUCCCUGCCAGAGAACAUAGGAACUUUAAUAAAUCUAGAGUAUUUAGAUAUCUCUAAUAACAUGUUAUUCGGUAAAAUUCCCACAAGUCUUGUUAGUUGUGUAAAAUUAGAGUACCUAGACAUGCAUGGAAAUUUCUUCAAUGGGACAAUUCCAUCAACUUUGAGUUCACUAAGAGGUCUUUCAGAAUUGUAUCUUUCUCACAACAACUUGUCAGGCACCAUUCCAGAAUUCUUAGAAGGUUUUAUAUUUUUGGAAUCUCUGAAUCUAUCUUAUAACAAUUUUGAGGGCAUGUUGCCGAUCAAAGGAGUGUUCAAGAAUGCAACGGCGACAUCAGUUGAAGGAAAUAGCAAGCUUUGUGGGGGCAUACCUGAGUUUCAUUUGCCAAAGUGCAAACUCCAGCAUGCAAAAAAGAAAGGAUUGAGCUUAACCAUGAAAUUGGUUCUCCCCCUCGUUUGUGGGAUUCUUGGAGUCAUUUUUGCACUAACCUUUUUGUACCUUUAUUGCUCACGGAGGGACAAAAAGGGUCAAGCUGCAAUUGAUUCGGACAAAUUUCCCCAGGUGUCUUACCAAAGUCUUCUAAAGGCAACAAAUGGAUUCUCCUCAACCAACUUGGUCGGUAUGGGCAGUUUUGGGUCCGUUUAUAAAGGAGUAUUUGAGCAAGGUGAAACUAUAGUUGCCAUCAAGGUACUCAACCUCGUUUGUCGCGGAGCUUACAAAAGUUUUAUUGCUGAGUGCAAGGCUUUCAGAAAUAUUAGACACCGUAAUCUUGUCAAGGUACUCUCAGCAUGUUCUGGUUUUGAUUAUCGCGGUCACGACUUCAAGGCCUUAAUUUAUGAGUUCAUGGUUAACGGGAGCUUGGAGGAAUGGCUGUAUCCAAUUCAUACAAUUAGUGAGACAAAUGAGAGGCCAAGGAGCUUAACAAUUUCUCAGAGGUUGAAUAUUGUUAUUGAUGUUGCUAUGGCAUUGGAUUAUCUCCAUCAUCAUUGUGAGACGCCAAUAGUUCAUUGCGACCUCAAACCCAGCAAUAUUCUUCUCAAUGAGGACAUGGUUGCACAUGUAGGUGACUUCGGGUUGGUGAGGUUCCUACCAAAAGCUGCUGAAAAUUCUUCGGGAAAUCAAUCAAGCUCUUUAGGGAUCAAGGGAACUAUUGGUUAUGCUCCUCCAGAAUAUGGCAUGGGACAUGAAGUGUGGACACAAGGUGAUGUGUACAGCUUUGGCAUCCUCCUGUUGGAAAUAUUUACAGGAAAAAGACCGACCGAUGACAUGUUUCAGGGAACUUCAAACCUUUAUAGCUUUGUGAAGGCAGCUCUGCCUGAGCAAGUGGAAGAGGUUUUGGAUCCCGUUCUUGUUCAAGAGAGCAAUCAUCCUAAUGAGGGGAGGGCAAGGAAUCACAUCCUAAUCAUAGAAAGUUUAAUCUCUGUUUUAGAAAUUGGUGUUGCUUGCUCAACGGAGUUGCCUAGAGAAAGAUUGAACAUCUAUGAUGCUGUGGCACAUAUGUGUCGGAUCAGAAACAAACUUUGAGCAAAUGGUAUAUGCGAAUAGAAGCUUAUUGUUAAUAAUGUGGUAUAGCAUGUAAUAGUAUUGAUGUUAUGUGAAAGCGUUCUCGUAUUUGUUAGAUAAAAAAUGCAGUGCAAAUGGCUAGUUGAUCAAUGUUUGCCAAACAAACUUAUUUGCAUCGAAUUAUGCUUGAACAAUGACGUUCUAGCUUUGCCAAACAUUAUAGGACGAACACUCUGAAAGAAUUAAAAUUAAAAAUUAAAAAACAAAGUUGUGGAAAGUAUUCAUCAAAUUUCAAACCUAUGUUGGAUUUCCUGCUCUCUGUUGAGAGGCUUAUCCCUGGUUGAAAAUGGGAAGCAUUCCAUAGUAGUUUAUUGCUUUUGUUAUUUUAUUUUUUUAGAAAACCUAGACGGUACGAGGAGAAUUUUAUUAAUAACAAAAAGUAAGUUACACCUAGUCAGGAGAAUAUAAACCUAACUCCUCGUAAUACUAGAAAAAAGAAAAAAAAUACAUGAAAAAGAAGGAGGAUAUAAACCUUACUCUUCUAUAAACGAAACAAUAAAGAUACAAAAAUACGCAUUCAUCAGUCAUCCAUUCAUCAACAUUUAUGUGAGCAUUCAUCAUCCAUUCAUCAACAUUUAUCUUUCGCUCACUCACUCUCAUAUUUCAUUAAAAUAUUGUUUUACAUAUAGUUUGGGGGUGGUCCAGGCAACACAGAGGUGGGCAUUCAUCAAAGCCAUGUCACGGAAAAUUACAUGAGCAUUGACGAAAUUUUAGGUCUAUAAAUGCAUGAGAGAAACAUUUCACAAAUCCGUAUGACUUUCAGAGAUAUUAAACCAUGCUUAAUUUUAACGCAGUGGAGGGAUUUGAUUUACCUUUCAUUUUGUAGAUCCGAGUUCUUGCAGCCAUCUUUGCUGUGUGUACAGCACCUUCAUUUGUGAGCCAUUGCUCCUUGCAUUUCCUAUUCCCCGGGGCCUUACUCGGAUCCCCAAGUCCACAUACAGAAAACAUACAUGCAUGAGUUAUCCUUUCACAAUUAGCACAUUCACACCAACAUGAUUUGUGGGGGUGAGAUUGAAGCACUUGCUUUUCAUCUAAGUUAAUUUUUUAUAUUUUUGUUCUAAAAAAAAUAAAGUUUAUUUAUUGUUAUAAAUAAAGUAA
Pyrus x bretschneideri (Chinese white pear) is the source of this 4179-nucleotide messenger RNA. RefSeq names its product probable LRR receptor-like serine/threonine-protein kinase At3g47570. Gene Ontology annotation, biological process: protein phosphorylation. Bases 1 to 3042 code for a protein of 1013 amino acids. The transcript has 2 exons. Gene Ontology annotation, molecular function: ATP binding; protein binding; protein kinase activity. Lineage: Eukaryota; Viridiplantae; Streptophyta; Magnoliopsida; Rosales; Rosaceae. The record is from RefSeq and is a predicted model, not a curated record.